AUGCGUCCCGGAACCUGGUCUGCGUUCGCAGCCUUCCUCGCCCUCGGGGGCUUCGAGCUCGCCGUCGCCGAGGAGGAGCCGCCCGUCCACACGGACCGCCCCAAGUACUACUUCCCCAAGGAGAUCAAGAGAGCCAUCCAGACUGGCACCCACAACCAGCAGAACCCUUGGCUGGAGCCAAACAACCUGGAAAGUUGGCUGCUUGGCGGUGACGAUCAGCCCGCAACCACUGUCAAGAACAACAACAACGGUAAUGGCGACGGCAAGGAGGACCGAGUCGUGAUUAUCGACGUGACGGAAUCCGUUGACCCCAAGGGUCACACACAUACCAUCACCGGUGCCACACACCUGGGCGCCAAGGUUACUGCUCCGCGCACCGAGGUCCAUGUCACCAGGACCACGGCAGCUGCCGCCCAAGCGAACCCUGCUAAGGCUGAGCCCACCGAAACCAAGAAGAAGCAGAAGGCCGCGGAUACCACCACGAAGAAGAAGGCCGCGAAACCUACCGAGAAGAAGCCUGUCGACACCGAGGCCAACCCUACGCCCACCAGCUCGUCUGGUAAUGAUGGUGGUCUUCUAGGUGGCGGUGGUAUUCUGGGUGAGAUCUCUUCUUUGGCUGGCGAGCUUCUUGGUCCAGGAUCCACCACCACGGACGCCGCUGCCAAACCCACUGAAGCGUCCCAGAAAGGCAAGGACGGCAACAAUGGCCAGGACGCCACGACCAAGAGUGGUAAAGAUGGCAAGGAUACGACUACCACCACGACUACAACUUCGUCAUCGGAUGGUGGUCUCUUGGGCUUGGGAUCCGUCUUGGGUGGCGUGGGCAGCGCCCUCGGUCUCGGUGGGGAGAAGACCACUACCACCACCACCACGACGUCAGCCUCAAACCCCACGAUUCCUGUGAGCGUUCCUGCGAGUACCACCACCACCUCUGCGUUGAACCCACUUGCACCCAUUGAGUCUAUGCUCGGAUUGGGGGGCCCCAGCUCGUCGAACACUAGCACGACCACCCCUGGCCUCGUGGUUCCCACGCCGUCUCUUCCUGGCAUUGGCAGCGGCGGCAUCCCUAGCCCCUCGUCCGCUACUGGCGUGCCUACCAGCUCAGGCAAAGUGCCAUUCCCGUCUGGUUCGAUCCACCCCGGCGGCGCGGGCUCCGGCACUACUUCUUUCACCCCAACGCCCACGCCGACCCACACGGCCGCCGAGUCUACGACGUCGACUACCACCACCACUACCACCAAGGAGCCAGAGAUCGUGCCCAAGCCCACGGAUCAAACUACCAGCGACAACGAUUGGGUUGGCCCUAGCAUUUUGCACCAGCCCAAGCCGACUCAGACCGAGGACAACAACAAUCCUACCUCGACGGGCAAUGAUCACGAGCCCACGGCCCUCCCUGGCUCCAUUUCCCCCGGAACUGAAGUCAGCAGCCCGCCGGAGAACUCGCUUCUCAUCCAGCUGGGUUUCAACCAGGAGCUCCCAUGGAGCUUCGUGGCGACUACCUCGAUGUCCUCGGCCCAGAUCUUCCAGUACGUGCCCGAGGGUCUGGAGCAUGCUCUGUCGAUUCUCCAGUCGCAGGUGACCAUGUUCGCUCUGGAGCCUUACUACUCGUGGAAGACGACCGGCUACAACGCGACGUUGGCAAUGGCCUACAUCCAGCGCCGCUACGUCGACCAGCUGCGCAACGAGCUGCACAACCCGAACUCGCGUCUCUACAACCAGCCCAGCGAGCCCGUCAAGACUCUCUUCUCCAUGAUCGACCCGACGAUUCCUCUCAUCGUGGGCCAGGAGGGCUCCUCCAGCACCAACUUUGGCACCACCGGCUCCGGCGAUAACAGCGACAACACGAACGACAACAGCAACAGCAACACUAACGCUGGUUCUGCCUCCAGCUCCAAGACCAAAGUCAGCUCCGUUGGCAUUGGCUGCGGUGUUGUCGCCGGUGCUGCCGCUUACGGUGCCGGUAUGUUCUGGCUUGCCCGUCGCUACCGCCAGAGACGCCAGCUGCACCGCCGCUCCGCCUCGACCGUUGAGCAGAUGAGCCAGGGUGGUUCCGCCGCUGGCUCGGUCUUCGCGGCCGGUGCUCGCAUGUCCGGUAGCCAGGCUGGAAGCGGCCGCUCGGGCCAGAUGAUCAGCGCGCCAGUGAUGGCCGAGAACUCUCUGGGCUGGAACUAG
Molecule: messenger RNA, 2172 nt
Organism: Penicillium lagena
Lineage: Eukaryota; Fungi; Ascomycota; Eurotiomycetes; Eurotiales; Aspergillaceae
Product: putative mucin family signaling protein Msb2
Exons: 1
Coding region: 1-2172 (723 amino acids)
Biological process (GO): hyperosmotic response; establishment of cell polarity; signal transduction involved in filamentous growth
Cellular component (GO): extracellular region; plasma membrane; cell surface
Molecular function (GO): osmosensor activity
Source: RefSeq, a predicted model, not a curated record